CGAAUGCUGCGACAAUUUUCCAGCUCGAAAAGCCUUCGAAGUGAAGAGCUUUACGUUCACCGCGAUAGCAAAGAUAACCACGCGGGCACGCCCUUUGAGUUUACGGAGGCUAAUCUGACGAGAUUGUGUGCGAUUAUCCAGAAUUAUCCCGUGGGCUGCGAGCGGUCAGCGCUCGGGGCGGCCCUGGACAUCGUACAGAGGCAGAUGGGAUGGAUCCCGAUAUCAGCCAUGCACCGGGUCGCGGAGAUCCUCAAUGUGCCCCGCGUGAGGGUUUAUGAGUGGGCCACGUUUUAUACUAUGUGUAAAAGACGUUAUAGAGGGAAGUUUAAUAUAAAAGUUUGCGUGACAACACCGUGCAUGCUUCGCGGUUCUGACGUCAUUCUCCAAGCCGUGGAAGAAGCCACAUGCUGCAGUGUUGGGGGCCUCUCAGCAGAUGGGAUGUUCGGAGUGGACACAGUGCAGUGCCAGGGCGCAUGUGCCAAUGCACCAGUUGUAGUUGUUGAUGAUGAUUACUAUGAAGACGUUACGGUCUGCGACGUGUAUAACAUCAUACAAAUUCUUAAAUGUGGCGGCAUACCACCUUGGGGACCGCAGAGCUGUAGGUUUGUUGCUGAGCCCAGUGCAGGUUUAACUUCUCUGUUGGAGUGUCCGCCACCCCCUGGUUAUGGUUUACAACCGGCAUUAUGCUCGGCCGGACCUUCGCAACCAAAAAAGAAGUAAACAUUUUUACAUGGUGAAUUAGAAGUGUACUGUGUGUUACAUAAUAUGUUUUUUGUACUAAUAAAUGCAUGGUUAAUAA
Molecule: messenger RNA, 799 nt
Organism: Colias croceus (clouded yellow)
Lineage: Eukaryota; Metazoa; Arthropoda; Insecta; Lepidoptera; Pieridae
Product: NADH dehydrogenase [ubiquinone] flavoprotein 2, mitochondrial-like
Exons: 5
Coding region: 4-720 (238 amino acids)
Biological process (GO): mitochondrial electron transport, NADH to ubiquinone
Molecular function (GO): NADH dehydrogenase activity
Source: RefSeq, a predicted model, not a curated record